AUGGCGUCUUCAACGUUUUUCACAUCUUCAACACCUCUAGAGCAUCCGGCUGAGCAAAUUGAGCUCAAAUCCUACUUGAAAGUGAGUUUUUUCCCCAAAAAAACCAUGGAAAAUGGAGGAUUUUGCAGAAUUUGACGGAAUCGCAAGUUUUGGAGUUUUUCGAAGUGGCGGAUUGUGUGAAAUGGAUUCGAGAAUUGUCAGCGCAACGUGUUGCACUCCAAUUUCCGGACGGCUUCCUGAUUUUUGCGCGGAGGAUUGCGGUUGCGUUGGAAGCGGAAACAUUGGCGAAGACUUUUGUUUUGGCUGAUACCUCGUAUCGAAGUUGUUGUAUUGAUGAAGUUGCCGCCGCGCAUGCCACGUGUGAUGCGUUGAUUCAUUUUGGGGAAGCGUGUUUGAGCGCGCCGACGCGGAAUAUUCCGGUUAGGUGAGAUUUUGGGGGAGGGUUAUGGAAAUUUCGAAAUUUUUGACGGAAAUCAUGUUUUUUCGUGGUUUUCAGCUAGUUUUUGAGCCUGUGAAAGUUUCUAAGCUUCAAAAUUUGCUGAAAAUCAUGGUUUUCAACAUUUUUAGCCAAAAAUUUGACUUUAGAACCUGAAAUUUGCUGAAAAUCGUAAGAAACUGAUUGUAGAAUCGAGAUUUGUGCUGAAAAAGCUGGAAAUCGAGAUUUCCAAUCAUUCUCUAGCUUCAAAAUGAUAUUUUUCAUCAAAAUUUGCUGAAAAUCAUGAGAAAUUCAUUUUGAACUUGAAUUUUGAGCUCAAAAUUGUGAAAAUGCAGGUGUUUGAUGAUUUUCCGGCUUCGAAACCGGAAUUUCUAUCAAAUCUAGCUGAACAUCAUAGAAAAAUGGUUUAAAAUGAGCAUUUUGAGCUGAAAAAGCUGAACAUUCAUACUUUCCAUGAUUUUCAACUAAUUUCAGACGUUUCAAAUCAUUUUCAGGCUCCAGAACCUGAAAUUUGAUUGAAAUUAGCUGAAAAUCGGGAAAAAUUGGCUAAAAAUGCAGUUUUCAGCCAAAAAUCGUCGGAUUUAACUGGAAUUCGAAUUUUUCAGUGAAAAUCGUGAAAAAUGAAUGAAAAUCCCAAUUUCUUCAGGUACGUCCUCGGAAAAAUGCCCAUCGACUUGCAACAUCUCAAAUCCACAAUAGACGCUCAAAAUCUGGCGCCAAACUCUACCGUAAUCCUCACCGACUCGAUUUAUUCUCACCUCGAGACCCAAAUCACCGAAAUUUUCGGAGCCAAUUCGAAAAUGGCGCAAAUUUCCAACGAUGCAAGUUCGAGCUAUCUUGGAAGAGCCACUUGGGAUUUCCAGGAGGAGAAUCUGAUUUUUAUCGGUGCAAACGACACUCCGCUACUUCCACUGUGGAUUUUGAGUUAUCCCAACUUCACACAAGUCUAUCAUUAUGAUCCUGCGGAAAAAUCGAUGACUCAGGACAGGUAA
Molecule: messenger RNA, 1428 nt
Organism: Caenorhabditis angaria
Lineage: Eukaryota; Metazoa; Nematoda; Chromadorea; Rhabditida; Rhabditidae
Source: the annotation of a GenBank genome assembly